AUGCGCAUCCCCCUCUUCCGCAUCUGGUACUCGACCACGUACACGACUAUCCUUAUCCUGCUGCUCCUCAUUCUUGCGGUCGCGCCUGCCGACACCAUCUACCAAUCGGUCAAGAGCAAAGAACUACAGAAGCUCUUUGUCAUUGGCGGCGUCUACUUCCUUACUUUUUCGAUUGUGCUUCUCAUCUACUCGACGCGCAUUUAUACGAACCGGUACGGCGAAGUUGGUAAAGGCGUGAGGCGCAUGAUUGCGAAAGAGCUGAGGAGGAGUGCAAUUGUAGCAUGGGACAGCAGGCCCAGGGACUUGCGCAGGGAGGAAGAAGGUCGAAAUGGCGAGGGCACGUCUAGGCCAAACACCGCAGAGAAGGAGAAGGACAAGGGCAAAGCGCACAAGAAGAAGAAGAGCGACGACCACGGCAUGGAAACCACCAUCCUGCCCGUGACCACAGACAACCCUCCCUGGGGCUAUGUCUCGCACCCCGGCUGGGCAUCUCCAUCCUCCCCAGACCUCCCAAACCUCCAAUACUGGAGCGUAAUAUGCGAACUCCCCAACCUCAUUGAAGCCAAAGCCGUCUCCCUCGCACCCCCCGAUCCCGCCGUCGAAGACGCCGCCCUCCAAUACCCCGACAACGCCGCCCCCUCUCCCCGACGCGCAAAUCACCUCGGCGCCACGUUCCUCGCACAAUACGAAUACGCGCGCUUCUCCACGGCCUCGCUUACAGAGCCCGAAUUUCGCAACAUCAUGGCCGUCUUCGCAGACAUCCUCAACGGCAUGGCGCAUCUCGAUCAAGACGUCAUCGACGAGGCGCGCGCGCAGAGCAUCGCUUCUGAUACGCACGGCGCAGACGGCGCCGUCGCAUCAGCAGCCACGGAGUCCGAUGGGGCUGUUCGAUGUGCCGCGUACGCCGUCGCUGCGCACGCAAUCAGAGACGGGGUCGGUCGUGAUCCAUCGCAGUCCGUCUACGAUACUACCGAAUUCGUCGAGUUCGUCGCUGAGGUCGGAGAGGUCGGUUAUCAGGCUGCAUCCGAAUCCGAGCGAGGGAGAGCUGCCGUAUCAAUAUGCGAUUGA
Molecule: messenger RNA, 1068 nt
Organism: Parastagonospora nodorum SN15
Lineage: Eukaryota; Fungi; Ascomycota; Dothideomycetes; Pleosporales; Phaeosphaeriaceae
Exons: 4
Coding region: 1-1068 (355 amino acids)
Source: RefSeq, a predicted model, not a curated record